AUGUCCAAUGAAUCCUUGGAUAUAUGGAUCUUUCAAAGGCAACAAGAGCUCACUCUUGGAUGGCAAUCCAGAAGGAACAUUAUUCUGGAUAUAGCCAAGGGACUAACCUAUCUUCAUGAGGAAUGUAGGCAAAAGAUAUUUCACUUGGAUAUCAAAUCCCAAAACAUCCUCUUAGAUGAAGACUUCAAUGAGAAAAUGUCUGAUUUUGGAUUCUUUGGUGUCGUUGUCUUGGAAAUAUUGUGUGAGCGCAAAAAUCUGGAUAGAUCUCAGCUUAAGGAAGAUAUGCAUCUGCUAGAUUUGUUUAAGAGGAAAGCAGAAGAGGAACAACUUCUGGAUAUCAUUGAUAAAUAUAAUGAUGUCAUGCAAACACAUAGAGCAGAAGUUGUGGAGAUGAUGAUGGUUGCUGUGUGGUGUCUACAAAGUGAUUUUUCCAGGAAGCCUUCUGUGUCGGUGGUGAUUAAGGUCUUGAAGGGUUCUGUAGAUAUUCAAAUCAAUUUGGAUUAUAACUUCACAACUCCUGUGGCACCAAGACCAAUUACAGUUGCUGGUCACCAAGGGGAUGCCAUUGGUGCUGUUGCUUCUUUAUUUGCAUCAGCUUUAUCAAGACCAAGGCAGAUAAAGCAAACUCCAACGAGCAAAUUAAAACUGAUCAUUUAA
Molecule: messenger RNA, 657 nt
Organism: Camellia sinensis
Lineage: Eukaryota; Viridiplantae; Streptophyta; Magnoliopsida; Ericales; Theaceae
Source: RefSeq, a predicted model, not a curated record